Molecule: messenger RNA, 207 nt
Organism: Hepatospora eriocheir
Lineage: Eukaryota; Fungi; Microsporidia; Hepatosporidae
Source: the annotation of a GenBank genome assembly
AUGUUUUGUCAAUCUAAAUUUGUUGAUAGCAUGUCCAUUGGAAAACAUCUUUUUACUAUUUCUAAACGUGUUUGUUCUUUUUUAAAUAUUCUAAAAAUUCAAGACAAUUAUUUUUUAAUAUCGCGGUUUAAUUUAAAGAUUGCUUAUUAUUUUUUUCACAGUUUAGAAUCAAAUACUAUAUUAAAUCACCUAAACGGUAUAAUAUAA